Camellia sinensis is the source of this 1437-nucleotide messenger RNA. The record is from RefSeq and is a predicted model, not a curated record. NCBI's taxonomy places the organism in Eukaryota, Viridiplantae, Streptophyta, Magnoliopsida, Ericales, Theaceae.
AAGGUGUACACUUGCCACUUGUGUUACUUCUGUGGAAGUCAACAAGGUGUCAUGUACUGAACCAGAAAGGUGUAUUCAAUUGAAGCGGUGCACUCUGUUCUUCACUUGUUUAGAGAGAGAGAGAGAGAGAGAGAGAUGUGGAUUUCAUGGAUGAUAAUAGCAGUGAUGGUGGGAAUAGAGUGUGUGGAAGCAGGUUUAAACACUUUAACUAAAGUAGCCAUGACUAGUGGAAUGAGUGACUUUGUGUUUGUUGUCUAUUCAAACUCCCUAGCCUUGCUCUUCCUUCUUCCUUCUACUCUCAUCUACCACAGGAAAAGACCAUCCCCAAAACUUACUUUCUUGAUUGUCUGCAGAAUCUUCCUUCUAGGCCUCCUCAGUUGUACUGCACAGAUUUUGUUAUACACUGGAAUUGGGUUUAGCUCUCCAACUGUGGCCUCAGCAAUGACUGGCCUCAUUCCGGCCUUUACCUUUGUUCUCGCUCUUAUCACCAGGAUGGAAAAACUAGAUUUAAAAGUUAAGAGCAGCCAAGCCAAGUCCAUUGGCACCAUAGUAUCGAUCGUAGGGGCAUACAUUGUGAUCUUUUACCAAGGGCCGCCAAUCAUGUUCUCUCAAUCUCUUCCCAUCCUUCACUCACCCUCUGAAUCGCCACUAUCAAAUUGGAUCAUCGGGGGCUUUCUCCUUGCAACAUCUAGCUUUGUGAUUUCAGUACUAUACAUUGUUCAGACGUGGAUAAUUAAGGACUACCCUGCAGAGAUGGUGGUAACACUUAUUGCGCGCGUCUUUGUGGCAAUCCUAUCGGCUAUAAUCGCUUUGAUUGUAGAAAGCGAUCCAAAAGCUUGGACACUAAGACCUGAUAUGGAGUUGGUAACUAUUGUCUACUCGGCAUUUCUUAUGGUUACAAUUCGGAGCGUGAUUCAUGCAUGGGCUUGUCGCACAAAGGGUCCUGUCUUUGUUACGACGUUUAGACCACUGGGGAUGGUCUUUGCAGUUUUCAUGGGAGUUACCUUUUUAAAGGAUACUCUCCAUGUUGGAAGUGUAAUUGGAGCAAUCAUAAUAGCUCUUGGUCUCUAUUCUGUGAUGUGGGGAAAAGCCAAAGAAGUUGAGAUUAUCGAAAACAGCUUUAUCUGUAGGAUUAAUUCAUCUUCCGAAGAAGUUCCUCUGUUGCAAAAUAAAAGCAUAGACGUAUAGAAAUAAUUGUACAUAGUGGGGGUGUUUAGUGUGGAUUAUAAGGGGUGAUUAUAGUUUAUUUUAAUUUUGAAAUCUGUGCCAGAUCAUUUGGUGUAAUUUCUACUUAUAAUUUUUUAGACAGAAAUAGCUUAAAUAAGCGAAAAGCUGAUUAUUUAGAAACUGUGGAAGGGAUGGUUUUGAUUUCUGUUUUCUGAUUAUCAACUUUUAACUUACAAUAAACUGCACUAACCACCACCAGUAUAAAAUGUU